UUAGUGUUACAAGGUCUGAGGUGUGAAUGGAGAGCAGGUGUGUUACAUUUGGUGGUAUCGCUCUCACUCUCUGGUCACUGUGAGUUCAACAUGGCACCUCAUGGCAAAGAACUCUCUGAGGAUCUGAAAAAAAGAAUUGUUGCUUUACAUAAAGAUGGGCUAUAAGAAGAUUGCCAAGACCCUGAAACUGAGCUGUAGCACUGUGGCCAAGACCAUACAACGGUUUAACAGGACAAGUUCCACUCAGAACAGGCCUUGCCAUGGUCGACCAAAGAAGUUGACUGCACAUGCUCAGCGUCAUAUCCAGAGGUUGUCUUUGGGAAAUAGACAAACGAGUGCUGCCAACAUUGCUGCAGAGGUUUAAGGGUGCUCAGACCAUACGCCGCACACUGCAUCAAAUUGGUCUGCA
Molecule: messenger RNA, 409 nt
Organism: Staurois parvus
Lineage: Eukaryota; Metazoa; Chordata; Amphibia; Anura; Ranidae
Source: the annotation of a GenBank genome assembly